CGGUUCUUUGGUACGCCAGAGCAGUUUUUUGAGUUUGCAACAAUACAAGAAAUAUUACUCACACUUGAGAUAUUAUGCUGACUACGCCAUGGGUGUAUUUGUUACGGAGUUUUUUAAGAAUCAAACCGAUCCUGGUAACGAGUGGUAUAAAUAUAACAAAGAUGGAGGAACUACGGGCAAAUACCCCCACUGGAAAAAGGCACACUUCUGCAUGUACCCUGAUAUGUACAGCAUAAUUCCCGAUGAUCCCACCGUGACAAAGCCAUUCAACGUGACCGGGAAUGGCAUAUUCGUCCCGCACGUGAAACACAAUUAUUUUCAUUGGCAAUCGGUCUUUAUGAUUGUUAGUUUUCAGAUCUUUAUGAUAUUGGCAGGUGUGACAAUAAACUUGUUGAUGCAUCCGGUCUGUGAGAUUGUACGGAACUCUUUGAAUAUAGAAACGAUGAUGAAGAACGCACGAAUCCAGCAGCAAAUGCUCGAAAAGAAAGAUGAGUAAACAAUGUUAAGAUUUUGGAGUUACAGUUUAUCGGACCCCUCAAAAGUACCGUCAGUGUGCGAGAGGUGUAAAAUAACCCCGUCAGUACCCUUAAAUAGGGGUACAAAGUUGCACCAGUAUAAACGUUAAGGGUACAAGCGAUGCAAAGUCUGACAUAACAAAUGUCUUAGUGAAAUUGGUAAUAUACAACAUUGAAAGGAUUUUUUUGGUGUAGGUGACUGAUACUAAACUUUGAAUUUUAUUUGGGCUACGAUAUCAACAGCCAUGGGAUCUCAGCAGAGCCACCGGAGAGGAAGCCUCCCAGUGGCUAAUGUUGCCAAUUUCUGCAUAAGUGCGGCCACGCGUAAUGAAUUCAAUGGGGUGACUUUAAUGAGUUGAUUUUGAUUAGCAUACGCGUGUGUUUCACUUUCUCCACGACUAUUUUGUUUGUACAUUUUUAUACGAGUCUCUUUUUUUUAACAAUUUAUUUUAGUUUUUUCUUUUAGUUUUUUAUAAUAAAAUCACGUCCUGAAACAAAUUUACCUCCGCUUCACCAUCGAGCUGAAUAAAGCCUGGUAGAAUUUAAAUUAGUAUCUAAUUAAAUUAAUUCUGAUGAAACGACAAAAUGACGAUGUAACAAACAGAUGAAAUUUCAAGAAUAUUCACAUGUUAUAUUAGGAUUUACAAAAAAUG
Hyposmocoma kahamanoa is the source of this 1168-nucleotide messenger RNA. RefSeq lists its product as uncharacterized. The record is from RefSeq and is a predicted model, not a curated record. The transcript has 4 exons. Lineage: Eukaryota; Metazoa; Arthropoda; Insecta; Lepidoptera; Cosmopterigidae. The coding region runs from base 89 to 496 and encodes 135 amino acids.